Humulus lupulus (European hop) is the source of this 1062-nucleotide messenger RNA. RefSeq names its product pectinesterase inhibitor 6. The record is from RefSeq and is a predicted model, not a curated record. Gene Ontology annotation, molecular function: enzyme inhibitor activity. Lineage: Eukaryota; Viridiplantae; Streptophyta; Magnoliopsida; Rosales; Cannabaceae. The coding region runs from base 219 to 830 and encodes 203 amino acids. The transcript has a single exon. Gene Ontology annotation, biological process: negative regulation of catalytic activity.
UAUAAAUGUACAACUCCCUAUUAUAAACACUCUCAUUAUAAUCACAAAAAUGGUUCUCAAUUUCCAAGCCAACACUUCCAAUUCAUACUCAAAUUGCCAUCUCUUCCUCCAAAAUAUUAUCUCCUAGUACUAGUCAACCUCAAAUUCCCAUAAUUAAUUACAAUCUCUAUAAUACAAAAUUUCCUUCCAAUAUAUACAAAUAUACUAAUAUUGUGGCCAUGGCACUAAAACUUCGCAGUCAAUAUUCGGUCGUCAUAACCCUGCUCGUGAUAUUUAGAGUAGCCAUUCUCGCCACAGCACACAACAGCCGUGACGACAAGUACGUCCGGGACGCCUGCAGUGUGACGAGGUACCGCAGCCUCUGCAUCCGCUCUCUGGCGCCAUUCUCAAGCGCGGCCAAGGAUAGCCCGGUUAUUUGGGCUAGAGCCGGGGUCUCCGUGACCCUCAGCGAGGCCAAAGGCGUGGCGCUGUACCUGAUGAAGCUCAAUCGAAACAACAACGGGACGAGAUCAGGAAGAAGAAAUUACUACAAAGCUGCGCUGUCUGAUUGCGUGGAGCUCUUCGAGAACGCCGUUGACGAGCUUCACCAGUCCCUUAGGGUGAUGAGAAAUCUGAGCAAGAGAACGUUCGGGACACAGUUGGGCGACCUAAACACUUGGCUGAGCGCGGCACUCACCGACGCGGACACGUGCUUGGAGGGCCUAAAGAGGGGAAGAUAUGCGAACCCAAUACGGGCUAAGGUGUCAAGAACGAGUUAUACUGCGAGUAAUGCAUUGGCUCUUGUUAACAAACUGGCUGCCACUGGUGUGCGCAACCUCCCUGAUCCAUAGACUGUCCACUCUAUUAAGUCUUCUUAUUUGGAAAGAAGUAAUUUAGCAGUUAUAUAUAAGUAGAGAAAGCUCGCGCCAAAGACUUGGCUACCUUCUACGAAUAAAUAAGGAUAUAAUUAGUACGUCCGUGGGUUAAAGUACUCAUUAUGUAAACGGUUGUUUUUUUUUUUCGAUUUGGAAAGUUAAAUUAAUAAUAGAUACAUAUAUAAAUGUUUGAUUUGUGAUCAUGCAA